Molecule: messenger RNA, 735 nt
Organism: Onthophagus taurus
Lineage: Eukaryota; Metazoa; Arthropoda; Insecta; Coleoptera; Scarabaeidae
Product: histone H1-like
Biological process (GO): nucleosome assembly
Cellular component (GO): nucleosome
Molecular function (GO): DNA binding; structural constituent of chromatin
Source: RefSeq, a predicted model, not a curated record
AACUUGUACGAAGUUGACGUUCGUGCACGUGAGCUUUUGUAAGAAAUAUUUUUGCUACAAACUGUCGCUACAAUGACGGACGUGCAACAAACGGAACAGCACACCCGCGUAUCUUCCGAAACGGAAAACACUACACCCGUAAAAAACGAAGCUGUCGGCGGUGGUUCCUCCUCCGAUUCGUCGACGAAGAAAAAGAAAAGCCAGCGAUCAAAAGCCACCCAUCCACCUACAUCCGAAAUGGUGAAUAAUGCGAUUAAGACUCUUCAAGAACGCAACGGUUCGUCGCUUCAAGCUAUUAAAAAGUACAUGGCUUCUAAUUACAAAGUUGACGCUGAGAAGAUGGCUCCGUUUAUUAAGAAAUUCCUGAAGACCGCCAUCGCUGCAGGCGCUAUUGUCCAAACUAAAGGUAAAGGUGCGUCAGGAUCGUUUAAACUGCCAUCGGUCUCUGCAAAAAAGUCUAGCAGAGCAAGGACUUCCUCCCUUAAAAAGAAACCUGCCGCCGCCGUAUCUAAAACGGCCAAAGCUCGAGCUAUCUCUACGAAGAAAUCCUCCUCAGCNUCUUCGUUGAGCUCAGAAAUCAUUUCGGUUAAAAGAGACAUGUGUUUUAAAAUUAUUUGUUUCUUUGAUAAGGUUUCGAUCAUAUUAUUGGUUUUAUCGUUGAUUUUAUUAAUUUUCUUUAUAUUGGAAUUGAUUACGUCUUCAUUGGUUUGUAACAAUUGGGCUGAGUUAUUAUAA